Molecule: messenger RNA, 813 nt
Organism: Vanessa atalanta (red admiral)
Lineage: Eukaryota; Metazoa; Arthropoda; Insecta; Lepidoptera; Nymphalidae
Exons: 1
Coding region: 1-813 (270 amino acids)
Biological process (GO): DNA integration
Molecular function (GO): nucleic acid binding
Source: RefSeq, a predicted model, not a curated record
AUGGUUACUCGUGCUUUACAUUUAGAAGUAGUCAGUGACAUGAACACCGAGGCAUUUUUGGCAGCUUUCAGACGUUUCGUGUCUAGACGUGGUCACUGUGCUAAGUUGUGGAGCGAUAACGGUACCACUUUUGUCGGUGCCGCAAGAGAGUUAAAGGAAUUAGUAGCAAUUCAACCAUCUAUAGCAGAGCAUUUAGAAUCGAAUGGUACGGAGUGGCACUUCAUUCCUCCGUACAGUCCCAAUUUCGGCGGACUGUGGGAAGCAGGGGUAAAAUCAACAAAAUUUCACUUAAAAAGAGUCAUAGGUGACUCGACCCUUACAUUCGAGGAAAUGACCACGCUUCUGACCCAAGUGGAAGCUUGUUUGAAUUCGCGACCCAUGAGUGUUAUUCAUGUCGGUGAUCCUGGUAAAGCAUUACCUUUAAUACCUGGACAUUUCCUAAUUGGCGAACCCUUACUGAAUGUACCGGAUAAUCAAUUUGAAAGUUCAAGGUUGAAUCACUUAUCGCGUUGGCAAUUUGUUCAGAGAAUGAUUCAAUCGUUUUGGAAACGUUGGUCAAACGAAUACCUGUCUAAUUUGAUGAAUCGGUAUAAAUGGUCUUGUCAAGUUCCUGAACCAUCAGUUGGUGACAUAGUCUUGAUAAAGGAAGAUAAUUUACCACCAAAUCGUUGGUUGUUAGGUCGUAUAUUACAUAAACAUCCUGGUAGUGAUAAUAUUACCCGUGUAGUCACAGUACGCACUAAGACCAAUACAAUUAAAAGACCAACGUCUAAAAUUUGCAUUCUACCAAUUACCGAACAAAAGAAUGUUUAA